Oryza brachyantha (malo sina) is the source of this 1462-nucleotide messenger RNA. RefSeq names its product transcription elongation factor TFIIS-like. Gene Ontology annotation, biological process: DNA-templated transcription; transcription elongation by RNA polymerase II. Bases 79 to 1188 code for a protein of 369 amino acids. Gene Ontology annotation, molecular function: nucleic acid binding; zinc ion binding. Gene Ontology annotation, cellular component: nucleus. Lineage: Eukaryota; Viridiplantae; Streptophyta; Magnoliopsida; Poales; Poaceae. The record is from RefSeq and is a predicted model, not a curated record. The transcript has 2 exons.
CUUCCUCCUCGCGCUGCCACCCCCACCGCCAUUGGAGCGACACGCGCCACCUCCGAGAAGAGAGAGAGAGAGAGAUUGAUGGGGGCUGCGGGGACGAUGGAGAGGGAGCUCCUGGAGGCGUUCGAGGCGGUGAGGAAGGCCGCGGACGCGGUCGGGGAGGGGGAGUCGCCGGAGGCCGCCCGCUGCGUCGACGCGCUGCGGAGGCUGCGGGGCGCCCGCGUCACCACCGCCGCCCUCGUAUCCACGCAGGUGGGGAAACGUAUCCGCUAUCUCACCAAGCAUCCUCACUCAAGCAUAAAAUCAACAGCUUCAGACUUAUUAGGAUACUGGAAAAAGGUUGUUAUCGAAGAAGACAAGAAAAAUGGGUCUCCGCAGAAUGGAAAAUCAAGUUCUACUAUGGUAAAGAUUGAGAAGGUGGAGCCUAUGAAAAUUGUGAAGGCAUCACCAAGGGCUACUGUCAACAAAGAUAUGAAUGUCAGUGUUGUGAAGCACAAAGGUGGAAAGGUUGAGAAGUUUUCAAAUCCCGAGCUGAGAACCCUAUCUGUCAAGGUUGAGAAAGUACAGAAGGAAUCUCAGGAAGUAUCUUCUGUUGAGAACCCAUCUCCUGUCCAAAAUGGUCGUCCAAGAUUGACAUCCAUUGUUAAAUGUGGCGAUGCUAGUCGUGAUAGGUUUCGGGUGAUACUUGGUGAUGCCUUCUCCAGAGUUUCUGAAGAGACUAGAAAGGAUGACAGGGAGGAAGUGAUGAACAUGGUAGAUAAAGUAGAAGCAUGCGACCCUUUCAGGGUUGCCGUGACGGUGGAGUGUGCCUUGUUUCAGAAGCUGGGGAGUUUCAAUGGACCUAAUAAGCAAAGAUACAGAUCAUUGAUGUUCAAUCUGAAGGAUGAUAACAACACAGACUUCCGGAGAAGGGUUCUUCUUGGGCAAAUUGGGCCCGAGAGAUUUGCUGACCUAACUCCUGCAGAGAUGGCGAGCGACACAAGGAAGCUUGAGAACAAGAAGAUCCAGGAGAAGGCUCUGUUCGAGUGUGAGCGCGGGGGAGCCCCAAAGGCGACAACUGACCAGUUCAAGUGCGGCAGGUGUGGCCAGCGCAAGACUACCUACUAUCAGCUGCAGACGCGGAGCGCCGACGAGCCGAUGACGACGUUCGUGACCUGCGUGAACUGCAACAAUCACUGGAAGUUCUGCUGAGCUCUAGGUAGUACAGCCUGCUGAAAGUGUUGCUGUGUUAGUGUAGUGUUAAACCCUGGAGUUUGACAGGCAGGUUAGUUUCGGGCCCUGUUGUUUCCUUUUCUCCCUUAAGUUAGCUUGUUCCGAAUUCGAUUUGUUGGUAGUGCCAUGUGACCGUGUAAUGGCCGUCGGGCUUGCAUAUUUAUUUAGGCUUCCGUUGUACUAAUCAGUCUUGUUUAUUGUACCAAUUUGAUGCAAUAAUGGUCAUGUUCAUGAGCUGAAGUUUUACCCUUUC